This is a messenger RNA of Protobothrops mucrosquamatus (brown spotted pit viper), 2412 nucleotides long. RefSeq names its product ring finger protein 10 (gene RNF10). The transcript is spliced from 18 exons. Gene Ontology annotation, molecular function: transcription cis-regulatory region binding. Bases 1 to 2355 code for a protein of 784 amino acids. The record is from RefSeq and is a predicted model, not a curated record. Lineage: Eukaryota; Metazoa; Chordata; Lepidosauria; Squamata; Viperidae. Gene Ontology annotation, biological process: positive regulation of myelination; positive regulation of transcription by RNA polymerase II.
AUGAGGGUGGCCGAGACGACUGCGCUGCACCGACCCCGCCGCCGGGCCAUGAGCCUGGGCCUCGGCCCCAGCCGCCAGCCGCCCUCGCCCGCCCGCCCGCUCCUGUUCAUGAUCGAAGGGAAAAAUGCAAGUGGAUCCAGACAGCGUUAUAAUCGUAAGAGAGAAACUUCAUAUCCCAAAAAUGAGACUUUCCCCAGCCAGUCCCGUCGCUCCUUUCCACAGAAAAGCAAAACUUUUAACAAGAUGCCCCCUCAGAGGGGGGAACAGAACAGCGGUGGCAAAUCUUUUAGCCUUUCUUCUAAUGGUGGAAGACGAGAUGAGGUAGCAGAAACUCAGCGGGCAGAGCUUAGCCCUGCCCAAUUCUCUGGCCCCAAGAAGAUUAACCUGAACCAUUUGUUGAACUUUACAUUUGAACCUCGUGGCCACACCAGCCAUUUUGAUGGGAGCAGCCAUGGCAGUUGGGGAAAAAGAAACAGAUGGGAAAACAAACCUUUCAGCAAGGAGCUUUUCCUUCAGGCCAACUGCCAGUUUGUGGUGCGCGAUGAUCAGGACUACACGGUUCACUUCACUGACCCAGAUACCUUGGUCAACUGGGAUUUUGUGCAACAAGUGCGGAUUUACAGCCAUGAAGUGCCCUCCUGCCCAAUAUGCUUAUACCCACCCACUGCUGCCAAGAUCACUCGCUGCGGGCACAUCUUCUGCUGGGCCUGUAUCCUGCACUAUCUCUCCCUGAGUGAGAAGACCUGGAGCAAGUGCCCCAUCUGUUACGGCUCCAUUCACAAGAAGGACCUCAAAAGUGUUGUGGCACUAGAAACCCGUCAGUAUGCAAUUGGUGACACAAUUACAAUGCAGCUCAUGCAGCGGAAGAAAGGGUCCUUGAUAGCACUGCCAAAGUCAGCGCUCGCUCACGUGGAGCAGCCUGUUCGCCUGGGGGAUAAGCCACACAGCCAGUAUUCAAAGCUGCUUCUGGCCUCGGAGGGUCAGGUCCUCCAGCAAGUGAUCCUGGAAGAAAAGAUGGCCCUUCUGCAUCAGUACCAGGAGGAAAAGCAUACCCCUGAAGCGUGUUUCAUUGAAGCAGCCCUGCAGGAACUGAAGAAUCGUGAAGGCAACUUGAUGUGUGACAGUGAUGUUCCUGGUGUCACUGCAGCUGUGGAAAAAUUAGUCAUGACAGAAGCUUCAACGAAAGAGACUGCAGCAGCACCUCAGGAGAAAAAGUGCACGCUAGAAUAUCUUUCUGCUUUCCAUGAUGAAUCGCUGGAAUCUCCCCCCGUGGCUCCCGCGAGUGGAAACCCCCCUGCUUUGGACAGUGCAGAGGCAGCGGCGGAUAACGGCAUGGAGAGGAACACGGAUCCGGCAAGCCCAAGUGAAGCAGGGGACGCCAUUCUGAGUGCCUCUGCCUCUGGAAAACCCAAGGCUGUGUUUGCCAGCGGACACACACAGAGUCCUCCUUCCUAUUAUUUCUACCAAGCUGAAGACGGGCAGUGUCUGUAUCUGCACCCAGUGAAUGUCCGUUGCCUCGUGCAUGAAUAUGGGAGCCUGGAGAAGAGUCCAGAGGAGAUCACAGCUACUGUGGUGGAGAUAUCUGGCCACUCAAUGACGGAGGAUGUGCGUCAGCGUCAUCGCUACCUCUGCCAUUUGCCCCUCACCUGUGAGUUCAGUAUCUGUGAAUUAGCUUUGAAGCCGCCUGUCAUUUCGAAGGAAACACUGCAGAUGUUUUCAGAUGACAUUGAAAAACGAAAGCGGCUUAGGCAGAAGAAAGCACGUGACGAACGACGUCGGGAACGCAGAAUUGAGAUGGAGGAAAACAAGAAGCAGGGCAGAUAUCCAGAGGUCCGGAUUGCGUUAGAGAACCUGCAGCAGUUUCCGGCCUUCAGCGCUGGCUCCGGAGAGCCUGCUGGUCCUGAGAACGAGAGCCACGUGCUGCCAGCUUGUGUUGGAGGAAGUCCCACUUCCCAGUCAGAGUCCUUGCUGACUCCGCUGUCAUCUUCCAGCCUUGGCAGCCCCCCAUUCCUUAUUGGAAGCCUGGAGGAGGACCCUGCCUUCCCCUCAUUUGCUCAGAUGCUGAGGGCUGGAAAAGCCAAACCAGAACUGUGGAUUGGUUCUCAGCCAAAGAAGAAAGAAGAGACCCUCACUGGGGCACUUCUGGCUCCAGGAGACAGCGAUGCGGAGAGCGACAGCUCGGACCGUGUGCCUGUGCCUAGUUUCCAGAACUCGUUCAGUAAAGCUAUCGAGGCAGCCUUCCUGAAACUGGACACACCGUCCACUUCUGACCACCUCUUAGAGGAAAAGCGAGGCAAAAAAAAGAAGCAGAAGCAAAAACUCCUGUUCAGUACUUCAGUGGUUCAUACAAAGUGAUUUUAUUAAUGGGCAAAUUCUUCCUCCUUUUGAUUUAUUUGGUUUGCUUUUGUGUUU